AUGUACAAGUAUCUGGUCGACGGCUUCGAGGUCCUCUGUAACGACAUGGAUAUCGACAAGCGGCCCUCGUUCUACCAAGGAGCUAGCAAGCAGUGGUUGUCCCCAUAUAGGUCCUGGCGUCGCCAUCAACAAUUUAUGUCACCCGACAUUGUCGCGCUUCCCCCAGGGACGACUCUUGGCCCUAACGAGCAGCCUCACGAGUGGAAGCAGGUGUGCUUCGUGGUCGAGGUCAAAGGCAGCAACCAUCCGGACCCGAUCACUUCUCAGAGUGAGAAGGCUAUCGAGCAUAGAGUCCAGAUCAUGCGCGACGCCGGCAAUGUCAUGCUUGCCACUGGCUCCCUUUGUGUCUUUGUCAUCGGCAUCUAUGGCCAGGAAGCCCGUAUCUUCCGCGUCGACCACGCCGGGGCAGUAGGUAGCUGUCGUUUCAACUACACUGCCCAGCCGGAGGUGCUUUGGCAGUUCAUAUGGUGUUUCUUCCAUCCGAAUACCAGGGCGCAGUUCAUCGGGGCCGACGAUACGUGCUGGCUGGCGAGCGCGGAGGAUGUUGCAUGGGCGAACUUGAAGGAAGUUUGUACCACCGCUGACGGAAGAUGGGAUGCCAACGCAGAGGAGGAGUCAAAUCGCUGGGUCAAGAUACCAUCCAACGAAGGCGAGCAUAGCAUCUACCAAGAAUAUCUUCUGCUGCGGCCCAUCUAUGUCGAUCCAAACACGUUUUGUCCAGCAACGUGCGUCCGUCAGGCGGUGUUGAAGGGCGAUCAGUCUGGGAAACGGUAUAUCGUCAAGGACGCGUGGCGGCAACGAGCUCGAAAGCACCCAGAGAUGGCGUUCUACGAGCGGAUCGAGCAAUACUGCAGAGAGAAAGGGGUCCCUUACACGGGCAUUGCAAGACUAGCAAACGGCGUCGACUUCGGUUGCGAGCACCCCAAGAGUCUACACGAAGCUCAGUCUAUGUCAGCUAAUGCCCCUUCUGAUUCGCCGACGUUGCAUCCGCGUGAUCGUCACCACAUGCCGAUCGUUUUGGACACUGUCGGAAUACCUCUGGACCAAUUUCCUAGCACGAGGGUCCUCAUCGAGGCGUUACGUGACGCUGUAAAAGGCCAUCAACUUGCCUUUCUCGCCGGGGUGAUGCAUCGUGAUAUCAGCAAGGGCAACAUCCUCAUUCUGCUGGGAAAUGCGCUCUUCAAAGGAUUCAUCUGUGAUCUCGAUUGCAGCAGCUUUAUCGAUAGCACUGCCUUCGGCGGCUCGCGUCUACAAGACUAUAAUGACGAGGAUACCCUGGAACAUGACCUAAAGGAGCGAACGGGAACGUUUCGGUACUUCGCCAUCGAACUGUUGCACAAAACAGCGGACGUCCUCCAUCGUGUCCAUCACGAUCUCGAAUCGUUCUAUUGGGUCAUCUUGUGGAUCGUUGUGCGUCACACCGAUCAUGAACACCCAGAGGGUGCCGCCCUCUGCAGCACGAUAUUUCCAACCGAGAACGAGAUCAUCGCCAAAAGCGCCAAGAUUGCCUGGCUGUCGGACGGGGAGAUCACGAUCCGCGGUAAUAAGCCUCUCACUGACCUUAUGACCAACUUGUCGGCCUUGGCUGAGAAUUCGCGGAAGCGGAAGAAUCGGCCAGUCGACCCUCUGACCCAUGAAGCGUUCAUCCUCGUCCUCGACGAGGCUUUGAAGGCCGAGGGCUGGCCGGAGAAUGACAAGGCGCGCCCAUUCGUACCCCCGCACGUCGACGCAGAUGGCAAGGUUGUCAAAACAGGAACCAAGCGCACCAGAGGAGCCGACGAUGAGAGCAACCGCUCGACGAAGAGGAAGAAGCCGUCGGCGGAGGAGGUACCGCUGCCGCAAUCCGAAGAGGCGGACAACGUUGCUAUUGAGGAGGGGGUUAACCCGGAGAAGUCCAUUGACGGUACUGCCUGA
Molecule: messenger RNA, 1914 nt
Organism: Fomitopsis serialis
Lineage: Eukaryota; Fungi; Basidiomycota; Agaricomycetes; Polyporales; Fomitopsidaceae
Exons: 4
Coding region: 1-1914 (637 amino acids)
Biological process (GO): protein phosphorylation
Molecular function (GO): ATP binding; protein kinase activity
Source: RefSeq, a predicted model, not a curated record